AUGGGCGACAUCGCAUCUGAACUACCCUCCAAGAGAAAGUGUCUCGGAGUCGACUGUGACAAUGAAGCGGAAGCCUUGCAGUGUCCGACAUGUUUGAAGUUGGGCAUGAAAGACAGCUAUUUUUGUUCCCAAGAUUGCUUCAAAAAGAAUUGGGCCCAACACAAGACCGUCCACAGGACGGCGCAAGGCAAGACAGGACUUUAUAAUCCUUUUCCGACCUACUCUUUUACCGGUUCGGUUCGACCGGUCUAUCCACUGUCUCCAACGCGCACCCUUCCUAAGUCGAUCAGACGCCCUGACUGGUCUGAGACCGGCAUCCCCAAGGGCGAACGGCGCUUGCAUCGAUCAAAGAUUGAAAUUCUCGAUGCCAAGGGACAGGAGGCUAUGCGCAAAGUGUGUCGCUUAGCUCGGGAAGUACUAGAUAUCACCGCAGCAGAGGUCCGGCCGGGAGUUACCACGGAUUACCUGGACGAGGUCUGUCACAAGGCUUGCGUCGAACGGAAUGCCUACCCGUCGCCGUUGAACUACAAUCAUUUCCCGAAAUCGCUAUGUACAUCUCCGAACGAGGUGGUUUGCCACGGGAUUCCGGAUCAGCGAAUCCUUCUCGACGGCGAUAUACUCAAUCUCGACAUCUCGUUAUACCACGGGGGCUACCACGCCGAUGUGAACGAAACGUAUUACGUGGGCGAUCGAGCCAAGGCCGACCCUGACUCGGUCCGAGUGAUAGAAACUACCCGAGAGUGCUUGGAUAUGGCAAUCGAGCUCGUGAAGCCGGGCACCCUCUUUCGAGACUUUGGCAAGGUGAUUGAGAAACAUGCCAAGUCCCGAAAUUGUAGCGUCCACGCGACCUGGGGUGGCCAUGGUAUCAACACCGAAUUCCACCCACCGCCGUGGAUCCCUCAUUAUGCGAACAGCAAGGUGCCCGGAGCAUGCAAACCCGGGAUGGCUUUCACGAUCGAGCCCAUUCUGACGCUGGGAAAACCUCGGGAAAUUUAUUGGCCCGAUGACUGGACGAACGUGACGGUGGAUGGCAAACGGACGGCGCAAUUUGAACACACCUUAUUGGUCACCGAAACCGGGGUCGAGGUCUUGACUGCGAGACUGGAAGAUUCUCCAGGAGGCCCGAUUCCCAUCCCGACGACCGACAACAGUAUUAACGUAUAG
Aspergillus caelatus is the source of this 1164-nucleotide messenger RNA. RefSeq names its product peptidase M24, structural domain-containing protein. Gene Ontology annotation, biological process: proteolysis. The transcript is spliced from 4 exons. NCBI's taxonomy places the organism in Eukaryota, Fungi, Ascomycota, Eurotiomycetes, Eurotiales, Aspergillaceae. Gene Ontology annotation, molecular function: metalloaminopeptidase activity. The record is from RefSeq and is a predicted model, not a curated record. The coding region runs from base 1 to 1164 and encodes 387 amino acids.